Messenger RNA from Chara braunii, 1717 nucleotides. NCBI's taxonomy places the organism in Eukaryota, Viridiplantae, Streptophyta, Charophyceae, Charales, Characeae. The record is from the annotation of a GenBank genome assembly.
GCGGAAGGAUAGCGCGCCUGUCUUGGCUUACGGGCAGACAGGCGCGUUCACGCGCACACACACACAUAGACACAGACACACACACACGCACACACACACGCACGCACACACACACACACACACACACACGCACACACACACACACACACAGAGAGAGAGAGAGAGAGAGAGAGAGAGAGAGAGAGAGAGAGAGAGAGAGAGAUCCACUUUUGGUUGUUGCUUUUCCUCCCCUCCCCUUUCUUUCUCUUGUCGUUUCCAUCGUUUGCAUCAAAGACGAAAUAAAAGGAAAAUACUAGUAAAUAUUUCUGUCUUUUUUGCUGUUUUUUUUUUCGUCCUUUCAUUGUGAUAGGUUCGUGGCAUUCCGGUUUCCAAAGUGCCACGUGGCUAUACGAUCCCGCCCAUACGUCACUUGGCGGGAGAGCGGGGGCGGGACGGCGGAAAGACAGCGGACAGCGGGCCUGUGGCACACACACACACACACACACACACACACACACACACACACACACACACACAGAGACACACAGAGAGAGAGAGAGAGAGAGAGAGAGAGUGCUGUUAGUGGCUUGCAAGCAAGCCGACGUGGUAGGGUACCGCCAUGAUGUACGGAGGUGGGGAAUCGUAUGGUGGGGCUAGUCAGUUCGACGGAGGGGGUUUUGUGUCUACCCCUGGUGGAAUGACAGAUGGCGGCGGAGGCAGUUUGAUGUCACCAAGCGGCAAGGGCGGCAGGGGGUCGCAAUCAAAUGCGUUGUUCCCAGUGACGGUAAAGCAGGUCGUUUCAGCGCAACAGAAGUCGGAGGAGAACUUCAUCAAUUUGGAUGGUCAAGAUGUGUAUAAUGUCACACUGCUUGGGAGGAUAGUGAGCAAAGAUGUCAGAAACACAGAGACCUCUUAUAUUCUUGAUGACGGCACGGGGCAGAUUACAAUCAAACAAUGGAAAGAUGUGGAUAAUGAUGACGAGAUUGAUCAACAAAGAUUAGUAAGUCUCGGGAUGUACGUGAGGGUCCACGGACACAUCCGCAUUUUUUUGGGAACACGUGGCAUCCUGGCCUUCGAUGUUCGGCAAAUUGAGGAUUACAACGAGGUCACAGCGCACUUCACGGAGUGCAUAUUUGUCCAUUUAUACAACAAGAGAGCAGCGCAGGGUGGAGUUGGUGGCACUCCGAUGUCAGCUAUGACACAGGAAGCAGGAGGUGGCUAUGGUGGCGGUCCCGGGUCAGCCCAGCAAACUCCAACUAGAGCCAAUGUUGGAAAUCAAUAUCUCCCUUCUGCACAAACACCCGGUGACAAUGGCGGUGGUGUGCCUGACUUGCAAAGAAUCGUGCUGAGCAUUUACGAAGAUGCGUCUUCUGUGGGCAGUGAGGAAGGGGUUCAUGUACAGACUGUGAUAAGCAGACUGGCCGGUCAAUAUCCCGAAAAGAAGAUCCGGUAAGGCUGGCUCAGAUUCUUCUUCUUCUUCUUCUUCUUCUUCUUCUUCUUCUUCUUCUUCUUCUUCUUCUUCUUCGUGAUGUUCUUCUUCUCCUCCUCCUCCUCUUCUUCUUCUUCUUCUUCUUCUUCUUCUUCUUCUUCUUCUUCUUCUUCGUUAUGUCGACGGAGGCAAUGAGUCAAUGUCCAUAGAUAUAGUGUUGUGGGGUUUAAAAAACCCUACAACUACUUUUCUGUUUUACUGAUUUAUUUUUUCGGGAAAAAAUCCCGAAAGUCCUCAGCCGGAACCCGA